Messenger RNA from Penicillium argentinense, 918 nucleotides. Its product is annotated as ATP phosphoribosyltransferase. Gene Ontology annotation, cellular component: cytoplasm. Gene Ontology annotation, biological process: L-histidine biosynthetic process. The record is from RefSeq and is a predicted model, not a curated record. The coding region runs from base 1 to 918 and encodes 305 amino acids. Gene Ontology annotation, molecular function: ATP phosphoribosyltransferase activity; magnesium ion binding. Lineage: Eukaryota; Fungi; Ascomycota; Eurotiomycetes; Eurotiales; Aspergillaceae. The transcript has 4 exons.
AUGGAUCUCGUCAACCACCUGGAAGGAAGACUCCUCUUCGCCGUGCCAAAGAAGGGCCGUCUCCAACAAGCCACCCUCGACCUACUGGCCGGCUGUGACGUCCAAUUCCGUCGCGAAACCCGCCUCGAUAUCGCCCUCGUCAAGAACCUGCCCAUCGCCCUUAUCUUCCUGCCCGCCGCCGACAUCCCGACCUUCGUCGGUGAAGGCCGCGUCGACAUUGGUAUCACCGGCCGCGACCAAGUCGCUGAGCACGACGCAACCCUGUCCGCCGGCGAGACCUCCGGCGUGGAGGAGAUCCUUGACCUCGGCUUCGGCGGCUGCAAGCUGCAGGUCCAGGUGCCCCAGAAAGGCGACAUCGACACUGCCUCGCAACUGAUCGGCCGCAACGUCGUGACCAGCUUCACUGCGCUGUCGGAGGCUUUCUUCACUAAGCUGGAGGGUGCCCAGGCUGGCGCUAAGCUGAACACCAAGAUCAAGUAUGUUGGCGGUAGUGUCGAGGCUGCCUGUGCGCUCGGUGUUGCGGAUGGUAUCGUUGAUCUUGUCGAAUCCGGUGAAACAAUGAAAGCCGCCGGCCUCAAGGCCAUCGAAACCGUCAUCGAGAGCACAGCCGUGCUGGUGAAAUCCCGCGGCUCAAACAACGACCUCCUCAACCUAAUCACCUCCCGCAUCCGCGGCGUCAUCACCGCGCAGAAAUUCGUUCUGUGCCAAUACAACAUUCCCCGCUCCGAGCUGGCCACUGCCUCCAAGAUCACCCCUGGCAAGCGCGCCCCCACAAUUACCGCCCUCGAAGAGGCGGACUGGGUGGCUGUUUCUUCGAUGGUGGAGAAGAAGCGCAUUGCGACUGUUAUGGAUGAUUUGAGCAAGGUUGGUGCGACGGAUAUUCUGGUUUUGAAUAUUGCGAACUCGCGGACGGAUUAG